Vespula vulgaris is the source of this 882-nucleotide messenger RNA. RefSeq lists its product as uncharacterized. The record is from RefSeq and is a predicted model, not a curated record. The coding region runs from base 33 to 779 and encodes 248 amino acids. Lineage: Eukaryota; Metazoa; Arthropoda; Insecta; Hymenoptera; Vespidae. The transcript has 3 exons.
CAUUGUUAAAUUAAUAAUCCGAAAAAGAAAUCAUGUUAAGCAAGAGGACUUGUACAAAAUACAAAGAAUGGAAGAAGAAACAAAAACUUUCAAAGUAUCCGAAAAAGAAGAUUAAAACAGUGACAACAGAUUGUAUCGAGGAAGAAAAGAAAACAAAGACUAUUAUCAAAAUUCAAUAUCAUAAAUGUAAAAAAAACGGGGAAGCAAAAAAAAAGAAACGAAAAGCGUUAUUUAAACCAAAGCUUGUUUCUUCAGUCGAUUUGUUAUUUAAAAGAAUUAAACCCUCAUUAGAAGUUAGAAAUCAAUUUUUGGAUCCGCGACAUUUACUUUGCUUUGUCGAAACAUUGCCAAAAAUUGAUUUAAUCGCCUUGAAAGAAAUUGCGCAGCAAGAAAGAAUGAAAAUGAAACGAAAGAAAAAACGAAAGAAGAAAAUUUCUAAAAAGAAAAAAGCUGGCGAUCGUGAAGGAGAAACAAAGUUGGAAGGGAAAGCUGAUGAAGAGAACGAUGAAACCAAGGAGGAAAGAGCAAACGGAGAAAUUACGGAAAACGAUCAGAAAAAAGCGAAAAAAAAGAAAAUCAAGAAGAAAGAUAAAUUCUGGUGCAAAAAAUUUAAGAAGAAAAUCGUAUAUGAAUCUGAAUCCUCAGAUACCGAAUGCGAGAGUAUUUGUUCAUUCGACAGUGAAAUUUGUCUGAAAGGAUUAGCAUUAACUGCAGAAGAUAAAAAAAAGAUUGAAGAAAAUCGUCAACGUGUUCAAAGUUCUUCCAAUAAUUUAGAUUAGAAUUCGUUUAACGACAAAAAAAAAAGGAAAAAAAAAAAGAAAAAUAAAUAAAAAAAAGGGAAGAUCGAAAAUGCAACAAUAAAAAUAUCGAUCGAAAAAAAAA